AUGACAGAAGUCGAAGACUUUGCCCAACUCCUCCAGAAGCUUCAAAACUCGAGUCCAGCUCUUCCAGAAGGCACGUCAUCUACACCGACGCCUUCCUCAUCGACAGGACUUCUUCCAAAUGGAAAGAAAACAAAGGGGCGUGUCAAGAUUAAGAUGGAGUACAUCAAUAAUAAGCUUAGAAGAUAUACAACUUUCAGCAAGAGGAAAACGGGAAUUAUGAAGAAGGCCUUCGAAUUAUCAACACUGACGGGUACACAAGUAAUGCUUCUAGUCGCAUCUGAAACUGGUCACGUCUACACAUAUGCCACCAAAAAACUGCAACCAAUGAUUUCAUCGGAUACCGGUAAAGCCAUGAUUCAAUCCUGCCUCAACGCUCCCGGAGGCGAGGGAUCCGACGUUCAACCAAGCCGAACGGAGUUCACGUUCGACUCCGGAAACGGUGGGAAUGGAAUGAGAAAACGGAAAAUGUUGAAUGAUGUGAUGUCAGCCGAGUCGAGCAGCCCAUCGAUGGCUGGCUUCUCACCAUUCCUACCCUCAAUGGCGCCUCUGUUCUCAACAUUUGGAGAAGAUGACUACAAUAACACAGAAAGUGGAGAUGAUUCAGAUUCAGAAGAAGCUGCGUCGGAUAUUAAAGAAGAGGAUCAAGGAUCACCGACUAUGGUCAAACAAGAACUGAUUGAGACGGAUAGUGUGACGGCUGCAUUACAACAGACGAUAAAGGAAGCAAUGAAACAGGCGGCGUCGAAUAGACAGGCACUGAAGAAGUCAAAACCAACUCCUAAUAAUCAGAAGGCCUUCUUCAAUCCUUUCCUUCUUCAAGGCGGUGCAAAUGCGUCAAACCUUCUCGCCGCUGCUGCCAAACAAGGAGAUGAAGCUGGAAGCCUGUCAUCAAACCAUUUAUUGUCUCUUGGACUGAAUCUCCAACAACUGAUUGACUCAGCUGCAUAUGCUUCAAAUGAAUAA
Messenger RNA from Caenorhabditis remanei, 963 nucleotides. RefSeq lists its product as uncharacterized. Gene Ontology annotation, molecular function: RNA polymerase II cis-regulatory region sequence-specific DNA binding; DNA-binding transcription factor activity, RNA polymerase II-specific; protein dimerization activity. The transcript is spliced from 4 exons. Gene Ontology annotation, biological process: positive regulation of transcription by RNA polymerase II. The coding region runs from base 1 to 963 and encodes 320 amino acids. Lineage: Eukaryota; Metazoa; Nematoda; Chromadorea; Rhabditida; Rhabditidae. The record is from RefSeq and is a predicted model, not a curated record.